Molecule: messenger RNA, 1478 nt
Organism: Paramormyrops kingsleyae
Lineage: Eukaryota; Metazoa; Chordata; Actinopteri; Osteoglossiformes; Mormyridae
Source: RefSeq, a predicted model, not a curated record
CCAUAUGUUGCUUUGGAGUGCAAUCACCGUUCUAUAUGUUAACAGUAAAUCAUCGUUGCUGAAACGAACCGGAUGUGGCUGUGAUUCUUUCGCAACCGUCUGACAACCGCUACACCUGCACCGCCCCGUUUCCUCUUACGGUUCGCGUGUUCCGGCACCUUCUCUCCUAUCCCUGCAGCUUCGGUCCAAUAAUUCAAGGUCAAGUAGUUCUGAGCUAUAAUGAUGGCUGUGAACAGGUCCUUCAGCGACGUAAGAAAAGUCAUUCUAUUCGCGCAAAAAAGCACGGGUGCCGAGGAAAAGGUUGCUUUCUACAACGACUGGGCUAGUAAUUAUGAGCAGGAUGUCGGCAUCCUGGAAUAUCGAGCUCCUUCUCUGGCAGCGGAGCUCCUGUCUGCCGCCUAUCGGGGAAAUAGGGACACGGCGGCCGUACUAGACGUUGCUUGCGGAACCGGGCUUGUUUCCUCAGAGCUGCAUAAUAUGGGAUUCCGUAACUUUUUUGGGGUGGACGGCAGUCAUGCCAUGCUAGAUAUAGCCAAAAGGAAAGGCCUUUACAAAGAGCUGAAGCAGUGCAUGCUGGGAAUGGAACCACUUCCUGUUCAAGCUGGGUCAUUUGAUGCAGUUGUUACUGUUGGGGCCCUCAGUGCUGGUAAUGUGCCUGUCGCUGUUGUCAAGGAGCUGUGGCAGGUGGCUAAGCCAGGGGGCUAUGUGUGCAUAACAACGAGGGGAGAUGUGGACAAUCUGAAGUACAGGACUGAGUUGGAGAACACCUUCGACAGCAUGGUGCAGGAUGCCCUGUGGGUGCAGGUGGAUGUGAGAGAAGUGGAGCAAUGGGAGAGGGCGGUGUCAAAUAAGGAGGCAGAGCACAUCCCUGGGGUAGUGUACCUGUACAGGAAGUCAUCAGAUUGAGGUGACCUAUCAACAAGGGAAGAGUUUGACGUCUUUGAUCAGGGGCUUGUGAUCUUGGCGUGAUUUAAUAAUCAUGGGAACAAAAGGGAGUUUUUUUUUUUUCUACAAAUCUCUUGAAAGUUAUGCUCCAAAGAUGGCAACCGUAGCAAACAAACCCACAAUGCCUUGCAUCCUGACAUCAUCGCCAUGAAAAAUUCACUCAGACUACAAGAAACUUUACAUACUUGAACAUAUCCACUGCGAAGGGGGUGAUGUAAACCAGAGGUAGGCAACCUUCAUCCUGGAGUGCUGGUAUCUUGCUGGUUUCCCAUCCCAGGAUGCUGGCACUUCAGGAUCAAGGUUGCCUACCCCUGGUGUGGACCAUAUGUGCUUUAUCUGUCAUUAAAGUCAAGUUUGCAUUGAUUCAGAGCUUGAUCCAGGGUGUCCCUCACCCAGUAAUGGCCUUCUGUCAUUCUUUAUUAUCUUUUGUGAUGUCUUAACACUAGAACUACCAAGGUGGUCAUUUUGACCAUUUUAAAAUAUUAAAAUGCAAUUACUUUUUAAAAAUAAAACCCACAUAACUACGGGACCCU